AUGCUGACGAAUUACGUGACUGUUUUGCAGGAGAAAAGAGUACAAGUCUCCCCGCCGUUGACAAGAGGACCAAGUGCCUUUAUACCAGAGAACGAAGUUAUGCAAGCAAAUGGUUUGGAUGAACGUACUAAUCUUCUUGUGGAAGAAUACUCUACGUCUGGUCGCCUGGACAACAUCACGCAGGUCAUGAGUAUCCAUACUCAGUACCUGGAGUCUUUCCUCCGCAGCCAGUUCUAUAUGUUACGCAUGGAUGGGCCCCUUCCUUUGCCCUAUAGGCACUACAUUGCUAUAAUGGCUGCUGCCAGACAUCAGUGUUCCUACCUAAUAAAUAUGCACGUUGAUGAGUUUUUGAAGACUGGCGGGAUUGCAGAAUGGUUGAAUGGUUUAGAAUACAUUCCCCAAAGACUGAAAAAUCUGAAUGAAAUAAACAAGCUCCUUGCACACCGGCCCUGGCUAAUCACGAAAGAGCACAUUCAGAAACUUGUCAAGACUGGGGAAAAUAAUUGGUCUCUUCCUGAACUGGUGCAUGCUGUUGUCCUGUUGGCACAUUAUCAUGCCUUGGCAAGUUUUGUAUUUGGUAGUGGCAUUAAUCCAGAGAGAGAUCCGGAUACAUCUAAUGGAGUCAGACUUAUAGCAGUCAACAACUUCUGUGUCUGUGAUCUUGCCAAUGACAACAACAUAGAAAAUGCAUCCCUCACAAGUAGCAACUUUGGGAUUGCAGAUUCUUUAAGUGAGCUGGAGGCCUUAAUGGAAAGGAUGAAGAGGCUACAAGAAGAUAAAGAGGAUGAAGAAGCCUCUCAGGAAGAAAUGGCAACUCGCUUUGAAAAGGAGAAGAAGGAGAGUCUGCUAGUAAUUAGUGGAGCAUUUGAUGAUGAAAUAGUUUCUACAGAUGUCUCCCGCUAUAUUGAAGAUCCUGGGUUUGGGUACAAAGACUUUGCAAGGAGAGGAGAAGACCAUCUGCCAACAUUCCGAGCUCAGGACUAUACUUGGGAAAAUCAUGGCUUUUCCCUUGUAAACAGGCUUUAUUCCGAUAUUGGGCAUCUCCUUGAUGAGAAGUUUCGGAUGGUGUAUAACCUCACGUAUAACACUAUGGCAACGCAUGAAGAUGUUGAUACAACUACGCUAAGAAGAGCUUUAUUUAACUAUGUCCACUGUAUGUAUGGAAUCAGGUAUGAUGACUAUGAUUAUGGAGAAGUUAAUCAGUUACUUGAACGCAGCCUGAAGGUUUACAUAAAGACAGUGACCUGCUACCCAGAGAGAACUACCAAGCGCAUGUACGAUAGUUACUGGCGUCAGUUCAAGCACUCGGAGAAGGUUCAUGUCAAUCUACUUCUAAUGGAAGCUCGUAUGCAAGCCGAACUUCUGUAUGCCCUUCGUGCCAUAACUCGUCACUUAACCUGAAGCGUUUGCUGGGCAGGAGUAAAGGAGUUUUUACUGAAUUUGUGGAGUCCAGCAGAAGAUCGGUUCUGCCUGUCCUGAGAACGUACCACCACGUCGUGACUCGUGACAGAGACGCGCGGGCUGCGUUGCAUUGAAUUGCCCACUGGAUUCUUCUGUGUCUCCUGGAGACUGCUUGCCAGUCACUGUCUUACUACAGCAAUUGAAGGUGAUGCGAGAUGUGGAUGCAAACAUUGAGCACGCUUUAAUGUGAAAUGAAUCAUGAUAAAUCCUACAGCAUGCUACUGAAGUGCGAAAUUCAUCUGCUUUGUCGUGCCCCUUCCCAAGAGAAGAGGCCUCACAAUUUGCCAUUUCAGCCACACUUACUGUGUUUCAGUCAUGCAUAUUCUUGUUUUACUGACAGUCACCCUCAGUUGUCCUUACAAUAUCCAUGCUCAUCACAUGUUGCAAUUUGUUUAGUUGGCACCUAUAAAGUUAAUACACAGGCUGACCAAAAAUAGGGUUGUGGGUUUUUUUGCACUCUCUUCUUUCUC
Molecule: messenger RNA, 1931 nt
Organism: Balearica regulorum gibbericeps (East African grey crowned-crane)
Lineage: Eukaryota; Metazoa; Chordata; Aves; Gruiformes; Gruidae
Source: RefSeq, a predicted model, not a curated record